Messenger RNA from Caenorhabditis auriculariae, 4627 nucleotides. The record is from the annotation of a GenBank genome assembly. NCBI's taxonomy places the organism in Eukaryota, Metazoa, Nematoda, Chromadorea, Rhabditida, Rhabditidae.
AAAAGACUGGGCAAAGGAGCGUAUGGGAUUGUAUGGAAGGCUAUCGAUAGAAGAACCAAAGACGUCGUUGCGCUGAAAAAAGUGAGACAUAUAUAUGUAUAUAGCUUAAGUCGAAAGAACUGAAAAAUUCUUGAAACAACAGGAAAAAUUUAUAUAGAAGAAAGAGAAGAGUUUAACAAGAAAUUUAUCGAUUUCUCAGAUAUUCGACGCGUUUCGGAAUGCGACUGAUUCGCAACGGACAUUCAGAGAGGUGAUGUUCUUGCAGGAGUUUGGAAAACAUCCUAACGUCAUCAAGCUUUUCAACAUUUUCAAAGCCGACAAUGACCGGUAAUUUGAGUUGUGCGUUAAAAUAGCCUCAAUGUGCGCUCUAUCGCACUUUCCGCUCUUCAGUACUUAUUCGUUUCAACUCCCGACCAGCCGGGCCGGCCUGGCAUGGGCUUAGGGCCUCGCUUUUGACAAAAAGUCUGCGCGGGCUCGGGCCAGUCCAGGCUUCGAAAAAAAAAAUUUGAAUUUCAUUGAAAACAUUUUCACCGAAAAAUUAUUAUUUUCUUUUUGAAUCAUAGUUUUUGUUUUUGGACCGGCCCUCGCACAAGCGUGCUACCGACUUAUAAUUCAAAUCGUCACUUUUCAUUCGUUUUUGUCAUUUCUUCGACGUUUCUCAGACACUGGAUACCCAUGAGCGAGUUUCAGAUGUGGGGAAGACUGGGGUGUCGGCUAGUUUUUGGCAAAUUUCAUCAAAAAAUGCUUAGAGAAUUUCUUAAACCAACAUUUAUGACCUUUCUUCUAUAGACGAUUCACGGCUAGCUUGGGACGCAAAAAGGCGUGGUCUGUCUGCACUCUCCACCAACCAGGACACUGUCUCGUCACUUUUCGUGGCAGGACCCUUUUCUCGAGGGCUCAAGCCAGCCGUGAAUCAGCGAUAACUGGCACGGUAAAAUGACUCACCAUGAAGUGUGCUGGAGUGCGCUUUGAUGGUUGAAAUUGAUUUUUGAAACCUCAACCAACAGUUAGGACCUUUCAGAGACAUUUAUCUCGUUUUCGAAUACAUGGAAGCAGAUCUGCACAACGUGAUUAAAAAAGGGACCAUUUUGAAAGACGUCCACAAGCAGUACAUAAUGUGUCAACUUUUUCGGGCCAUUCGUUUCCUGCACUCAGGAAACGUGUUGCAUCGGUCCGUUUCCCUUUUCAGCGUAUAUUUCGCCUCAUCUCGGGAACUGAAUAUCACAUAUGAAUGAAGAAGAAAACAUAUUUGAUAGUAACCAUUGUCCUUUUUCAACCACAUAAUGUGUCAAGUUAGGUUGCACGGAAAUGUUCAGAUUUGGACUGUCAACAGCAAACUUCGCCCCCAAAAACGCUCUGUGGAUGGCUUGCUUUUUUGAUUGUUUUAAUCUACGCAUGAGGGGCGGAGUUUGAGCGAUGACUUGACAUCAGAAAUCUGAACAGACUGUAUCUUCCGAAAAUCUUCUCCGUUCAACUCUGAGGCCGUAUGCAUGGAAAAUUAUUUUCUGCCAUUAUCCUGGAGUUCGAAAAUGACUUCAAUUUGUCUUUUUUCUUUCAAGUUUGUCCUUGCGUAUGUGAAUCUUCUUAUAAAUCUUAUUAAAUCAGAAAAAGUCGAAAUCAAUGAAUUAAUAGUGAGUAGGAGGCUUUUUCCAGUUUCAGGCAAUGGCGGAAAAUCAUUCUCCGCUUUAUUGCAUACGGCCACUGGUAUUCAGAAAAUAAAAAACGAAAAAUAAAUACAAGAAGUGUUCAAAGGUUGAAAGUUUUGAUUUCAUAUGUUGAUAUUUUGAAUUUCGAGACCAUGUCCUGUAGGAUGAAACGCACUAAAAACAGUUUGACGCCACCCGCUAAAAAUCUUCAACUCAGCUUUCUUCAUCUACUUCUUAAGAGAUCUGAAGCCAUCGAACGUUUUGCUGGAUGCCGACUGCAGAGUGAAAUUGGCAGAUUUUGGACUCGCUCGCAGCCUUUCUUCGGUCAGUCUCGUUUUUCGAACGGUUUCAUGUUUUCGUCUUGCAGCUGGAGGACUAUCCUGAAGGACAGAAGAUGCCGGAUCUGACUGAGUACGUCGCCACGAGGUGGUACCGGAGUCCGGAAAUUCUCCUCGCUGCUAAACGCUACACCAAGGGCGUCGACAUGUGGAGUCUUGGCUGCAUUCUCGCCGAAAUGCUCAUUGGCCAGUCAUUUCUUUUUUCAAGUUUGUAGAAAAAACAUAUAUGCGCUGUAAUUGUCACUCCUUUCUUUGAACGGAAAAUCAAAAAAUUGGUUUUUUUUUUAAAGUUUUUAGGCCAGUUUUUCAUCGUGAUCAAAAGGUUUUUUUUUUGAGUUUUACGUGAUAUAUUCAUUAUCGGCUAUAAAAUAGCCGCUAUUUUGUUUCAAGCUAUUUUGUUACGAUGAAUUCAAAAUCUCUACCAUGAUAGGAACUAUAGCCAAAGGACAAAACAUUAUGUGAUAAAUUUAUUUUAAUCUUUCGUUCGUGGAUGAAAUCAUUCAGAAAGCCGUGUAUAGCCCAGCUUCAAACGAUUUUCUUCAAUUUUUUUAUUAGGCAAAUUAAGCGAACUUCUGGGAAUAGUUCUGGAUCUUUCUUUUUGAUAAAAAUACUGAAGAUUAAGUCUAAAUAAAAAAUCAUCGAAUUUUUUUGUUGUAACUUGAAUCAAAUGCAUGAUUUCGUAUGAAAAUUGUAUUCCGACAAAAAAAUCAUCGUUAAAAAGUUAUUUCUUGUUAUGUUGUUCGAUAGAUCUAGUCAAAAAAGUCGACAAUGGAUAUAAUUCAUUUUUCAAGACCCAUACCUAUGAAAGUUCCUAGACUGCCAAGAACCUUUUCGAGAAAUAUUUCUACUAUUCAAUUCAAAAUUUUUUAGAGGAUUUCGCUAAUCUUGGCCUACGUUAUAUAUAGAGACAGUUUUUUUUUAAUUACUCGAUCGAUUAUUAGCAUAGGCGACUUCGCGGAUUUUCAGGAAGAGCGCUGUUUCCGGGUGCUUCCACAAUAAACCAGAUUGAACGGAUAAUGAACACGAUCAGUAGGCCGACGCGCGUCGACAUUCAGAGCAUUGGGAGCUACUAUGCGGCCUCGGUCCUCGACAAAAUGCCACAGAGGCCGCGGAAGCCCCUCGAAAUCGUAAUUCCGACGGCAGGACCCCACGCCCUCGACAUGCUUCACAGGUACGUCGUCGCCUCAAAGAAGUCAUCAAAAAAUUAAUUAACUGGAAGCAUGUAUUUCUGAAACUGACUUUUAUCAUCUAGGCUACUCAUUUUUGCGCCUCAUCGGAGAAUGACGAUAGAACAGUGUCUCGUCCAUCCAUACGUCGUCCAGUUUCACAACCCAGCUGAUGAGCCCGCUCUCAAUUAUGAAGUUUGCUUUCUAGGACUCAUUAGUCAACUGAAAUUGAGUUAUCUAAUUUAAAAAUGGAAAUUUUUUUGAAGACCUGUAAGCUUCUAUUCUAGUAUUGAUAUUUUUAAUUUCAAAGAAAAAGGUUGGUUUCAUGAAGAGAACAAUUUUAUGCCACGUACCAGAGGUGGAGGAUGGCUGCCCACUGGCCGCCCUGCCUGCCAAGCCAUAAACGCCCAAAAGCAGAAAUGACUUUUUCAAUAGUAAGUCAAUGACUCAUUUCUAUCGCUUGGCCCAAUGGCUUGGCUUGGCCGCCAAGCCAAGGGCUGCCUUCCUAAUCCUCCACCUCUGCCACGUACUAACUUUUUUUGGGGUUUCCUACUUUCUUCCAGUGACUUUUUUAAGCCCUGAAAACUGACAAGGUCAUUUUUGUCUUUAUUAGUAACACUAGGAUUAAGAAAAUUUUAAUUAAGUGGAAACCAAUUCAAAAAAUGGGCGUGACGUUUUAUUUUUUUUGCCGUUUUUCAGGUCAAUCUACCUCUACCGGAUCACAUCCAGCUGUCCAUCGAUGAUUAUCGCAACAGAUUAUAUGAAAUGAUGAGCGCCAAGAAAACGCACAUCCGUCGUAUCCAGCACGACAAGAUCCGUUUCGUGAGUCCACAUUCAAAGAAAUUUUUAAUUUUCUGUUGAACCGCUCUUUCGCAAUUAAAACCAAAAAAAAAGAAACAAAGCUCAGUCAGAAGAAAAAAAACGAAGAAAAUUUUCAAGAAUCAUUCAGUUCACUAAGAUUUCUCACGAUUAUUUUCCCUCGGAGAACUGACAUGGAAAAAAAUUUUCUUUCUGGGACGAUUAUGUUGCCAAGUUCGGAAUGUAUACUAUUUUUUGAGACUUUUGAUCAACUUAAUUCAGGAAGAUCAAAAACGAUUUUCGGACGAGCGUUCCUCGGAAGAAAGCCGGACAGCAGAAGCAAGGGCUCCGAUCGCGCAGGCAGAGUGCAGCGACACCGACUACGACACGGCGCGAAGCGUGGCGCGGGCGGCCAGCGUCGACAAAAACGGCAGCUCGCACGAGAGCAGCAGCGGCACGUUGAGAGGUGCGUAUGUCAGAAGUUCCUCCUCAAGAUGAUGCUCCAGAAAGAGCACAGUCCGCCGACUCUCGCACUUUUAAAGGCAACUCCUCGGGGAAGCAGAGCGCGACGUCAACGUCGAAGCAGCCAAGACGGCGGUCUAUCGACCGACCUCGACUCUUCAGCGGACUCAAAUCUUCGAAACUGAUGCAUCCUCAAAAACUAAUCUCUAACUACUGA